Molecule: messenger RNA, 903 nt
Organism: Kazachstania africana CBS 2517
Lineage: Eukaryota; Fungi; Ascomycota; Saccharomycetes; Saccharomycetales; Saccharomycetaceae
Product: arginase family protein
Exons: 1
Coding region: 1-903 (300 amino acids)
Cellular component (GO): nucleus; cytosol; cytoplasm
Molecular function (GO): manganese ion binding; arginase activity
Source: RefSeq, a predicted model, not a curated record
AUGAGUUCCGGUGAUAAUUCUACUGUUCGUCUUGUAUUUCCGUUAUGGCAAGGAGGUGUUUUGCCAGCUUAUCAAUUUGGUUCAGAGUUACUAGAAUGGCUUUCGCCCGCAACGAGCAUGCCAGUAAUUUGUGUCCCAGUUCCAAAAUUUGAAGGUGAUUUUACCAAGGACGUGAAAGAAGUGGAAGAAGAUGGUCUCGUAUUCAAACCGGAGUUACUUACACAGCUCACAGCUGCCAGAGAUGAACUAGAGAAAAAUAAACCUGCAAAAAUCGUGACAUUAGGUGGAGAUUGCCUAGUGUCCCUGGCACCAUUUGCUUAUUUGAGUGAGAAAUACGGUGAAGAUUUUGGAAUUUUAUGGAUUGACACACACCCAGACGUUUCGCAACCUGGUCAGUUCAACCAUGUCCAUGCUCAUGUCCUGGGAAAUUUAAUGGGCCAUGGUGAUAAUGACAUUGUCUCAAAACUUGUAGCAAAACCAACAGGUUCCUCCAAUGUUAUGAUUGCUGGAAUUCACGAUCCACUGGACUAUGAACAGGAAUUUUUAACCAAGUAUAACAUUUCAACAUGUUCUGCAAAGGAAGUUCAAGCCGGAGCCAAAUCUGUUUUCCAAUGGAUUCAUGACAGAAAUAUUAAAAAACUCGCAAUCCAUAUUGAUCUGGACGUAUUGAAUGAGGCUAAAUUCCAUUCAUUGUAUUUUUCACGUCCAAAUGUACCUGAAAAUGCCUUUGAUGGAAUUGCUCAAGGUGAACUAAGUAUGUUGAACGUCAUAAACCUGGUCAAUCAAGUUAAAAAAGAUUGUGCUAUUGUUGGGAUUACAAUCGCAGAAUAUUUGCCUUGGGAUGCUAUAAAUUUGAAAACUAUGCUUCAAAAGCUACCCUUGAUCGGAGAUGAUUCUAACUGA